Molecule: messenger RNA, 762 nt
Organism: Prunus armeniaca (apricot)
Lineage: Eukaryota; Viridiplantae; Streptophyta; Magnoliopsida; Rosales; Rosaceae
Source: the annotation of a GenBank genome assembly
AUGGAAGAAGAACAAUUCAACUCUAUAGAUUCUGAGGCUCAAACCACAUCUUCUUCCUACUCAAAUUCAACCACAUCUUCUUCUGCAGAAUCUGAAGCCCAAAAAGUCAGCAAGAGAUCAAAUCAACAAGUACUUGAUCAUGAUCAAAAGGGUACGAACGAUGAUGAUGAUGAUGAUGACGAUGAGGAUCAAAUCAGUCAAAAGAAAGCAAAGAUCAAUGAUAGUAAUGGGAGGCAGCAUCAUCAUCCAGUGUACAGAGGAGUGAGAAUGCGUCAAUGGGGGAAAUGGGUGUCAGAAAUCCGAGAGCCAAGAAAGAAGUCAAGAAUUUGGCUUGGAACUUUUCCCACCCCUGAAAUGGCUGCUCGAGCGCACGAUGUGGCUGCCCUUACAAUCAAAGGCCGCUCUGCUGUCCUCAACUUUCCUGAGCUGGCUCAGGAGCUUCCCCGCCCGGCCUCUGCGUCGGCAAAGGACAUCCAGGCUGCUGCUGCCAAAGCAGCUGCUCUUAACUACCCAAUAAGCUGUAGCAGCAGCAGCAGCAGCAGCCGUGAAGCCGACGCGGAAACUGAAGCAGAGCUGAGCCAGCACAGGCAAGCUGUCCAUGAUACACAAGACUCAUCAACUUCACCAUCAACCAAUAACGACGACACGUUUUUCGACCUUCCUGAUCUGCUGUUAGAUUUUGGGCACCACAGGGAUCAUGGGUUUUGCUUCUCUGUGCCAUGGCUUGAAGAGCCUAAUAAUUUCCUGUGGAUGGAAAAUUGA